AUGCUCAGAAUCACCCCACGCAGGUUCCAGCACCUCUCCGGGCUCAGAGGAUGCAGAAAUUUGACCUUUAGCCACUUGCGGCUCCAGGAAGCCAGGAAACCUAACCAAAAUGAAAAAACGACAUCUUCUCCGUCAACUCAACCGACCUCAUCAGAGCCCACUACAUCUACACCGAAACCCCAAAAACGCCCUUUGAGUAGAGUCGCCAUUGGAGGAUCGCAGAAUACCGACAAGAAAUACGCCGCAACAAACAGCGUUGAGUUUUCUGCUUGGAAAGCUGUUGUUUUACUUGUUGCACUUGGUGGUGGAGUCACCUGGUGGUUUGCCAAAGAAAAAGAAAGAUUGAGGAUUCAAAAGGAAGUGGAAUCAAAGCGGGGACAUGGAAAGCCUUUGAUUGGAGGUCCUUUUGAUCUUAUUGAUACCGAGGGAAACCAGUUUACCGAUGCCAAUUUGAAAAAUGACGAGAAGAAGUUUUCCAUUAUUUACUUUGGAUUUACUCAUUGCCCUGAUGUGUGUCCCGAUGAACUCGACAAGUUGGGAGAGAUGCUUGAGGAGCUCAAAAAUGAAAACGGUAUCGAAUUGCAACCAAUUUUUAUAACUUGCGAUCCUGCUAGAGACACCCCUGAUAUCAUCAAGCUCUACUUACAAGACUUCCAUCCUUCGAUUAUUGGUCUUACAGGAACUUACGAAAAGAUAAAGCUGGCCUGCAAGAAGUAUCGUGUUUACUUUUCAACUCCACCGGAUGUCAAACCUGGACAGGACUACUUGGUGGACCACUCCAUUUUUUUCUACCUCAUGGAUAGCGAGGGAGGUUUUGUCGAUGUUAUCGGAAGAGAAGCUACCGCUAAGGAAGGUGUGGAGAAGAUUAAGAAACAUGUGGAUGCUUUCAUUCCUCAAAGCGAAAGAGAGGCUCGCCAAUCGUCAUGGCUCUCCUUCUUGUACAAAUGA
Molecule: messenger RNA, 948 nt
Organism: Meyerozyma guilliermondii ATCC 6260
Lineage: Eukaryota; Fungi; Ascomycota; Pichiomycetes; Serinales; Debaryomycetaceae
Gene: SCO1
Product: Cu-binding protein
Exons: 1
Coding region: 1-948 (315 amino acids)
Biological process (GO): intracellular copper ion homeostasis; mitochondrial respiratory chain complex IV assembly
Cellular component (GO): mitochondrial inner membrane
Molecular function (GO): copper ion binding; copper chaperone activity
Source: RefSeq, a predicted model, not a curated record